This is a messenger RNA of Anisakis simplex (herring worm), 1020 nucleotides long. The record is from the annotation of a GenBank genome assembly. Lineage: Eukaryota; Metazoa; Nematoda; Chromadorea; Rhabditida; Anisakidae.
AUGACGUUUCUGGCCUGCUUAUCGACAGUUUUAUGUGUUUCCACUGGUAUUGGUGGUAUCAUUUUGGCAUGUAUCGACAUAGACCGUUUCAAUUUCGGCCUGUAUUUGGCACUUCUAUCUGUUGUUGGAAGUACCAUCUCAAUAGCAUUCUGCAUCAUCAGUCCCGGUUCAUGUGAAAGUCCAAAAUUUGUGGCUCAUUUCGCUAAUCGCAUUCAACACUCACUUUCGACUGUUACCAGUUUUAUACCAAAAGUUACACGUCCAUUUGACCGAACAUCGUUGUCUAAGUCGAUUAUUUCGAAGCAGAAUGGUGAUGAUGCCUCCAAACAGCAACCAAGUGGAACUAAUGUCAGGAUUGCUCAAUCAGUCUAUAAUAUUAAUCGAAACAGUUACAUACAAAAACGCCGUUUGCGGAGGAGUAGCACAUGGUCGAAUCUCGACGAAGCGGAUUCGUCAAGACUUCAGUUGAUCGGCCGUAGCAAGAAAUUAACGUGGAUGGAUGACCAUUCGACUGCUGAGAAUAUUCAGCGAUUAAGAGACGACAUGACUGAUUCGUCAAGAAAAUCCUCCAAGACAUCUCAUUCACCCAUGCUCGAACGCAUCUCACAAGCAUCCGAUAUCAAUUUGCUUGCACCUCCAAUAACACUUGUACAAACAUUCUCAUCACCCGAUAUUCAGUCCCAAACCAUCGUCGUAUCAAGAUCCGAUUGUUCAGUCUAUCCUAGUAUCAAACAAUCACGUUCAUGCAACUUUCUUCGUAUUAAAUCUCAUUCGACUAGCAAUCAAACGGAUGUUGAGCGUAUUUCGUCGGCAAGUUCGGAUGCAGCAACGAGUAGUUCGAGUCGUGUGGCUGAUUAUUCUGAUGCGUUUGAAUUUCGUUUGAUACCGUUUUCUUCGAAUCGUUCAGAGGUCAUAUCGAUAGAUGCCUCCGCAGAACUAUCCACAUCAUCAGAAUCGUAUUUCGCCUAUCAACUACUCGAAAAACUUUCGUCACCAGAAAGUCUUUCCACACUUGUUUGA